Messenger RNA from Juglans microcarpa x Juglans regia, 1256 nucleotides. Its product is annotated as gibberellin 20 oxidase 2-like. The transcript is spliced from 3 exons. The coding region runs from base 1 to 1179 and encodes 392 amino acids. Gene Ontology annotation, biological process: gibberellin biosynthetic process; flower development; unidimensional cell growth. Gene Ontology annotation, molecular function: gibberellin 20-oxidase activity. Lineage: Eukaryota; Viridiplantae; Streptophyta; Magnoliopsida; Fagales; Juglandaceae. The record is from RefSeq and is a predicted model, not a curated record.
AUGGAUUCAAAUGUCUCUACACUUCAUGUUUCCUCUCUUUCAGAAGCUGGAGAAGGCCAGAAAGAUCAUGGUGCAGGGGAUUCUCUCUUACAAUCACAGUUUGUGCUGCAGAAAGAAUCCUCUCAUGUGCCCAUGAAUUUCAUUUGGCCAAAAGAGGAUUUAGUGAAAGCCAUUGAAGAGCUUAGAGAGCCAGUUGUGGAUCUUUCAGGUUUUCUUAAGGGUGAUUUGGUGGCAACUCAGGAUGCUGCAAUGCUCAUUAGGGAAUCCUGCUUGAAGCAUGGUUUCUUCCAAAUUACCGGCCAUGGUGUCGAUCCUCGUCUCAUCCAAAUGGCAUAUGAUCAUUUGGAUCGUUUCUUUAAGCUCCCGGUUAGCAUGAAACUUAGGGCUAAGAGAAUGCCUGGUACUAACUCAUGGGGCUACUCUGGUGCUCAUGCUGAUCGUUUUUCAUCCAAAUUGCCAUGGAAGGAGACAUUAUCCUUUCGCUUCUAUGAGCCUGAUGACUCACACCCCGUCGUGUUAGACUUCUUCAAAUCAACUCUAGGGAUGGAUUUCGAAGAGACAGGAUUGGUAUACCAAAAGUAUUGUGCAGCAAUGAAGGAAGUAGCACUUGCAAUCAUGGAGCUUAUGGCAAUCAGCUUGGGGAUUCAUGAUCAGCAGCAUUACAAACACUUUUUCCAAGAUGGUUCCUCCAUAAUGAGAUGCAACUACUACCCGCCAUGCAAAGAACCAGAACAUGUCUUUGGGACGGGACCCCAUUGCGAUCCGACAUCCUUAACUAUUCUUCACCAGGACCAAGUUGGCGGUCUCGAAGUAUUUUCCGACAACAAAUGGCGGACCGUUCCACCUCGUCAAGGUGCAUUUGUCGUUAACAUCGGCGAUACUUUCAUGGCACUAUCGAAUGGGAAAUACAAAAGUUGUCUGCAUAGGGCAUUGGUGAACAGGGACAAGGAGAGGAGGUCGUUGACCUUCUUUAUGAACCCAAGAGAAGACAAGGUGGUGAGACCUCCUGAGGAUCUUGUAUCUUCAUGUACUGGUGAUGCGCCAAGAACAUACCCUGAUUUCACAUGGUCGGAGUUACUCCAAUUCACUCAAAAACACUACAGAGCUGAUGAUGCUACCCUACCAAACUUCACCAAAUGGCUCCUGUCUUCCAAACCGGCUAACGUUAAUAAUAAUUAGUAAGCCAUGCAUGCAUGCAUGCACCUCUAUCUUAUAAUAUUUAUGGAUGCAAUCAAUCUACAUGAGUACUACUGAUG